This is a messenger RNA of Dermochelys coriacea (leatherback sea turtle), 2319 nucleotides long. RefSeq names its product carbohydrate sulfotransferase 7 (gene CHST7). The record is from RefSeq and is a predicted model, not a curated record. Bases 316 to 1752 code for a protein of 478 amino acids. Gene Ontology annotation, biological process: N-acetylglucosamine metabolic process; carbohydrate metabolic process. The transcript has 2 exons. Gene Ontology annotation, molecular function: N-acetylglucosamine 6-O-sulfotransferase activity; chondroitin 6-sulfotransferase activity. NCBI's taxonomy places the organism in Eukaryota, Metazoa, Chordata, Testudines, Dermochelyidae. Gene Ontology annotation, cellular component: Golgi membrane.
GUAGGUAGGAAGAGGCGGCUCCUCAGCCAGCAGGGGCAGUUGUCGGUCUGUGGGGAGCUUCAACAGCUGGCUACGAAGAAGGAAGGCGGGGGCAGCGGCCUCUUUGCCGUUCUAGCGGCGGAGUCUCCGGCACGUGGGCGUGUUUCCCCAGACGGGGAGGGACCCACGGAGCUAACACCCCGCCGCCGCCGCCGCCGCCGCCCUCCUCCAAGUUUGUGCGCUUUCCAACGGGCAGGACUCUGCCGGCGGCGGCGGCGGCUCAGCCCGAGCCCGAGCCCGAGCGCAGAGCGGGCGGCGGCAGAGCGCGGCGGGGCGAUGAAGGGGCGGCGCUGGCGGGGGCGCUGGCAGCACCGCCGCCUCGCCCUGCUGCUGGUGCUCUACACGCUGCUGCUGCUGCUCCUGGUGCCCUACGUGCAGGACUACGGGGCCAGGCGGGGGCGAGGGGCGGACGAGGCGCCGCUGCGGCCCCGCUGCCCCAGCCUGCAGGACGCGCUGGGCGAGUGGGGCUGGGGGAAGGAGGAGGAGGAGGAGGAGGAGGGGGACGGGGAGGAGAAGCAGCCGCCGCGCAAGGGGGCGACGGCUGAGGGGAGCGAGGCCGGCGGCGGGAAGCGGCACAUCUACCUGCACGCCAGCUGGCGCACGGGCUCCUCCUUCCUGGGGGAGCUCUUCAACCAGCACCCGGACGUCUUCUACCUGUACGAGCCCAUGUGGCACCUGUGGCAGGCCCUGUACCCGGCGGACGCGCUCAGCCUGCAGGGCGCCCUGCGCGACAUGCUCCGCUCGCUCUUCCGCUGCGACUUCUCCGUGCUGCGCCUCUACGCCGGCCCGCCCGCGCCCCGGGACCCGCCGGCUCUGGGCGGCGGCGGCGGCGGCAGCAACCUCACCACGGCCGGGCUCUUCGGCUGGCGGACGAACAAGGUGAUCUGCUCGGCCCCGCUCUGCCCGGACGCGCCCCGGCCCCGCCACGAGAUCGGCCUGAUCGACGGCGCCGCCUGCGAGCGGAGCUGCCCGCCGCGCGGGCUGCGGGAGCUGGAGGCCGAGUGCCGCAAGUACCCGGUGGUGGUGAUCAAGGACGUGCGGCUGCUGGAGCUGGGCGCGCUGCUGCCGCUGCUGCGGGAGCCCGGCCUCAACCUGCGGGUCAUCCAGCUCUUCCGCGACCCCCGCGCCGUGCACAACUCCCGCCUCAAGGCCAAGCAGGCGCUGCUGCGGGAGAGCAUCCAGGUGCUGCGGAGCCGGCACCGCGCCGAGCCCCGGGGGCUCCCCCGCCGGCAGCCCCUGCCCGCGGCCGCGCUGGGCGGCGGGAUGCGGGCGCAGCAGCAGCAGCAGCACCGGGCCGAGUUCUUCCUGAGCGGCGCGCUGGAGGUGAUCUGCCAGGCCUGGCUCCGCGACCUGCUCUUCUCCCGCCGCGCCCCGGCCUGGCUGCGCCGCCGCUACACCCAGCUGCGCUACGAGGACCUGGUGCUGGAGCCCCGCGCCCAGCUGCGCCGCCUGCUGCGCUUCGCCGGCCUGCCCGUGCCGCCCGCCAUGGAGAGCUUCGUGCUCAACAUGACCCGCGGCGCCGCCUACUCCUCCGAGCGGCCCUUCCUCAUCUCCGCCCGGGACGCGCGGGAGGCCAUCCACGCCUGGCGGGAGCGGCUCAGCCGGGAGCAGGUGCGCCAGGUGGAGGCCGCCUGCGGCCAAGCUAUGAGCCUCUUGUCCUACCCGCCCAGCGCCGAGCCCGGCGGCGGAGCCCGGGAGGGGGGCAGCAGGUAGCGGCCGCCUCCUGGACGGGACCUGCAGCUUGAAUUGCAGACAUUGGAAGGAUGCGUUACUGUACAGCCAAGGACUACGAAGAAAAAUUCAUCCCUGAAGAGAUUACAUUCCACAUCCUUUCAGAAAUUCAGUUAAUGCUAACAACUGUACAGUUUUGCAUAACAGAACAAAUUUUAAUCCCCUAAAACAGAUGGACAUAAUGACUUCAUUUCCAGUAAGGAUAUGACAGUGCAAUAUGGACAACUAUGAACCUCCAAUAUGGAGUGGUUUAUUUUACAGUUUGAAGCUGCCAGUCUGUGGUCAGUUGUAGGUGCUUUUUCUGGCAACAAGGAGACUUAAAUUUUUAAAGUUACUGACAGUACUUGGACAAAUCAUCUACCAUUGCAAAAAUUCAGUAUUUGCAAGUGUAGUAUUAUACACUUCAGAUUUGUAGCACAACUUUCACAGAUCUAAAUGGUGAGGGUUUUUUUUAAGUGCUCUGCUUCCCCACCCUGUAAUGGGGAAUUAUUUUAUCCUAAUACCAGGACUGUGUGUUUAGAGUUCUGAAUACAGUAAAUUAUAUAGUAA